Bufo gargarizans (Asiatic toad) is the source of this 4021-nucleotide messenger RNA. It is a transcript of the gene FECH, whose product is annotated as ferrochelatase. Gene Ontology annotation, molecular function: protoporphyrin ferrochelatase activity. Gene Ontology annotation, biological process: heme biosynthetic process. The record is from RefSeq and is a predicted model, not a curated record. NCBI's taxonomy places the organism in Eukaryota, Metazoa, Chordata, Amphibia, Anura, Bufonidae.
UGUGCGGAGGGGGGCGGCUCCAGGCCCGGCCCUCUAUGGACAUAUAUGUGCGGGCUCUGCCUCCGGGAGGCGUGUCCAUUGUAUAACAGGUGGGGGCCGGGGCAGCACACACUGAGGGAAUGCUCGCACUUCUGUCAGACAUGGCUGCCCUGAGAGCUGCACGCCGCCUGCUGGCACACACUCUGAAGCCACAGAACGCAGGAUCGUCACUGAAUCGUCGGUGGAAAUCUACAGCGACAGCUGCUGCAGCAACCCAGGGCGUAGAGGCCAAGACUUAUGUGCACCCUGAUAAGAAGAAACCUAAAACCGGGAUUCUGAUGCUGAACAUGGGUGGUCCAGAGACCCUCGAUGAUGUCCACGAUUUCCUACUUAGAUUAUUUUUAGACAAAGACCUCAUGACUCUUCCAGCACAGAGUAAACUUGGACCUUUUAUUGCCAAACGCCGCACGCCAAAGAUACAAGAACAAUACCGAAAAAUUGGCGGUGGAUCCCCUAUUAAAAAAUGGACUGCACUUCAAGGAGAAGGCAUGGUGAAGCUGCUGGACGAGCUCUCCCCGGCCACGGCACCACAUCAAUAUUACAUUGGUUUCCGUUACGUACAUCCGCUUACUGAAACCGCCAUUAAAGAAAUGGAAAGUGACGGAGUAGAGCGAGCAAUUGCCUUCACACAAUACCCCCAGUAUAGCUGCUCCACCACAGGAAGCAGCUUAAAUGCAAUUUAUCGAUACUAUAAUUCUAAAGGUAUAAAUCCCGGUAUGAAGUGGAGUGUGAUUGACAGAUGGCCAACGCAUCCUCUUCUCAUCCAGUGUUUUGCUGAUCACAUCCAAAAAGAACUGAAAAUGUUUCCAAAAGAAAAGAGGGCGGACGUGGUCAUUCUUUUCUCUGCGCACUCUUUGCCAAUGUCGGUGGUGAAUCGAGGAGAUCCGUACCCACAGGAAGUUGGAGCUACAGUGCAAAAAGUAAUGGAGAAACUUAAUUUCUCAAAUCCCUACAGGCUUGUGUGGCAAUCCAAGGUUGGACCCAUGCCCUGGUUAGGUCCUUCUACAGAUGACACUAUCAAAGGUCUGUGCCAGAAAGGGAAAAAAAAUAUUCUUCUGGUCCCUAUUGCCUUUACCAGUGACCAUAUUGAAACUCUAUAUGAGCUGGAUAUAGAAUAUGCUGAGCAUCUGGGCAAAGAGUGCGGAGUGGAGAACAUCAGACGGUCCGAAUCUCUUAAUGGAAAUCCAUUGUUCUCCAAGGCUCUUGCCGACUUAGUUCUUUCCCAUCUUAAGUCCAAUGAGAUCUGCUCGAAACAGUUAACUCUGCGGUGCCCGAUGUGUGUUAACCCUGUCUGCGGAGAGGCGAAGGAUUUCUUCAAGAAACAGAAGCUGUGACGCUACGCAAGAUAAAAAGCACAAGCUUUCAGGAUGCAAUUAUUUUUUUUUUUUGUUGUUCUUCCAGUUUUACUAAAUUUAUGUAUCUUUUAUUUAUAUAUUAUUUUUUUUUUAUUAUAUAUAAAAGCGGCUGUGCACCUGUUUUGGCAUAGCUGAAAAGAGAAGCAUGCUUGCCUGCUUCCUGGCACUAGCUGCUGCACGCCCAGGAUGUAAGCGUCCGCUUUUGACUCUGCACCCAAUCGCUGGCUACCUGCUCCCCUUGUGUCACAUGACCAUUCAACAUGAUGGAGCAGGUCACCACUGCAGCUAGCGAUUGGAUGCAAUGGCGUCAAAACGGAAGUUUUACAUUUUGUGAGCAAAGGGGAGUGAAGAUGUCAGGAAGCAGGUACAGAUGCUUCCCUUUGGAAGUCUGCCUGAGGGGGGAGGGGUUGGCAAAAACUGUGCCAAAGGUGCACAACUGCAUUUAAGCACUAAAGGAUUUCCACGUACCGCCCAUUAUCUGAAAUAAUGUCCAUAGGCAGGUGAUAUUUAAGGGUGUACUCUCGCCUUAAAGUGCUGGCAUAGUGUUAGGCUAUGUCAUCUGUUUGUUUCUGAGUGUUCGGGUCUGACCUCUGUGACCCACAAUGAUCUUGAGAAGGAAAGGGCUGUAGCAGUGGUGUCGGCUAUAUAUGAGAAACGUUGUAAAAUUCUGCAUUCCAUCGACUAAAAACAGACAAUUUUCCAUCUGUGUGAAAUCGGUGGUGAGACAGCAUUCUAUGUGUCCAGUUAUUUCCCCGCUUUUAUCAUCUCCUAGCAACCAUAUGUAAAAACGGACUGCACAUGGACAAUGGCGCAUUGAGUGCCUUAGGUGAGUUUUUAGUGCGAAAAACAGACCAAAAUAUUGCAUGCUGCUCAAACCACUGGUCUGCAAAGAAAAUCAGACCUGUGAAAUGUCAGCGUUCAGUCUGUGCUGUCUAGUCUAUGUUUGGACAACAUACGGACGUGAUCAUUGCUCGUAUCGGUGCGCCCUUACUGGUUUUCCCUGCACUGCGGCACUGCCGCCACCUGCUGUGCAGGGAGCUACAUCCAGACCCCUUCAUUAGAAGGGAAUGCAAUGGUGUGGCCCUUGUAUUCUAAAGGGAAUCAUCAAGUGAUCGCAUUUCUUAGCGAUAUACCAUAGCUUUAUAAGGGCUCAUGCACACCACCGUAUGUAUUUUGCAGUACGAACAAAAUACGGAUGAUUUCUGUGAUGCGGACAGUAAUAGGACAUGUUCUAUUUAUUAAUUUUUUUUUGCGGAAAUGGACACAUGGAAACAGAAUGCAGGUGGGGUAACGUCUGUGUGGUUUUUUUUUUUGUGGCCCCAUUGAAAUGAAUGGUUCUGCAUAUGGACCACCAAAAUAAACGGAAUGGACAUGGACAAAAAAAAUGUUCAUGUGCAUGAGCCCUUAUCUGUAGCUGCAAGAUGUUAUAAAAGAGCACCCAGAAGGCUAGAGCUACAUGCCAACCUUAGGUGUAACCGGUGUUGCACGAUCAAGGACUACAGUGUAGCACGGCAGCCAUAGAUAUGAAUGCAGUUGAAGCGUGACUUGCACAUUUACCGUGACCCCAAAGUGGCAGGGCUGUAUUUAUAUAUAUUUUUUUUGUAAUUCUGGGGUUGCGGUCGUGGCAAACGUGCAAGCCCAUUCAGUUCUGUGGCUACACUGCAAUCCGUGGUGGCGCGACAAGAUCUCCGUGUAGUCCUAAACCUAAUGUCUCAUUACAUGAGGCCUUAAAGCAGUGACUUGUAAAAUUCUGUUGCACGGACUCUAAAAUUGAUAUGAAUGGUGUCCGCUCCUAACUACUCAGCAAGUGUCCCCCUGAGUAUGGCAAGUGCUCAGACAUUUGUCAUAGACCCAGGUCCCCUGCCUCACAAUUGGCAUUGUCAUCUCUGUCCUAAUUCACACAUCCCUGCACAGAAUGGAGGGGUAACCAUCUAAUCGGUGUGGAUCCAAGCUGUUGGAUCUGUUCCCCUGAAGCAGCAGGGCAUGUGUGACUGCUGUUGCUCCAUUCAUUUUAUGUGGGAGUGCCAGAGGGAGCACUCCGCCAAUCUUAGUGAAUAAUGGCGUGGCAGUGUUCAUAUGUGACCUACCACUCCGUUUGGGUUAUGAGACCCCCUAUACUUGUGAUUGUGUCCCAAUGGUCGGAGAAGGCUGUCCCCCUAUCUUCUGGAUAAUUUGGUGUAUUCUGUUUGGUGGCCGUCAUUCAUUGUGUGCACAGUGUUUAAUACAAUGAACGAUCAUGAUGGCCAGAGAAGGGGGUGUACUGUGCAUGUGCGGUCCAGGGUUCUCACCACUGUAGGAAGUGAUGAAGAUGUCGGCCAUGAGCCAGGGCGAGGAGUGGGACUGGAUUUCUUGCAUCUGUUGGGUUGUGGUCGCAGCAACUUAUGAGUCACAACAUGACCCCCAUUUACCUACACUCAGUGUAAUGUAGCAUCACUUGCUAUGAGUUUUGGCUGCACAACAUCUGUCGCAGGCCAAAGUCACCACAGUGCCUCAGCCAUACAGAAGGAAGAACAGUACAGUGUAUUUUACAGAAUCUAUAUGCAAAGUUAUAUUUAAUGCCUGCCUGCAGUGAGGAUUUUUAAUUUUGUGCCAUAUAUUUUCAAUAAAAAGUAAAGUUUUAUAUAGCA